UUUAAUCCAUUUUUCAUUACAGUAUGCGAGCAUCCUUGGCAAACACAUGAACAGAAUAUUCUGGCAUCAUAUUCACAGUGUUCAGAAUUCCAAGACCAUGGAGUUCGCUGCACUCCUCAUGACCCCAUCGAAUGUACUGGUAGAAAUCCGGUCUGUGUGUUCUCGAAACAAACCAAAGACUAUCGCUGUUGCUCGGAUGUCCCACAAGAUUUGAGCAAUCCACCUGGUAUUCCGGAGCAAGUCAAACCAAUUUGUCCAUACGGUGCUUCGUCUUAUGAUAUUCCAUCAGUGCUUUUGUGUGAUCCAACGGAGACGGAUGCAUGUCCAGAGGAAUACACAUGUGAACAGGCAGUAAAUCAUCAAAUGUUGGUUACUUACAAUAUGCAUUUGUGCUGCAAGACGUCUACACUGGAUUCGUUCGAAAAUGUGUUUUACGAGACAAAAGUGGGAAUCAAUAAAAUGUCCGCGAAUAUAUCUAUGCCAUUGUUCUAUGUGACUUCCAUCUCUCCGUCGAUCAUUCCGCAUGCUCCUUUGCGAGGAAUCGAUUAUAUCGUUCUCAAUGAGCAUUCUGCAACGAGUACCAAUAUACCACCGGAAAUCCGUACUGGCGAUCAUUUCUCCAUGCUACCUUACCGUUUCCGGAAACCUGUCUAUCUCAAAAAGGUUGUGUUACUACACGAACAGAUGCGCAAUGAAUUUCAUCACGUUCUCGUCCUUUACAAUCCACAUGGCAAUCCUGAAGCGAUGAAUUUCUACUACAAUAGGCCAUCAUCGUUGAGCAGAGAUAUCGAUUUAACCAUACCAGCAUGGGACGAAGGCAUUUUCUUCAGAAAUAUGAACAGGGUGCUCACAAUACAGAACGAUCAGAUCUCUACAAAACAAGUGAGGAAACUCUACAUCGUUCUGGUGUUCCUAACGAAGGUCCGCCUGACAGUGCGAAAUCCACAAACGUGGCGUGAUUUUCAUGCAAACUAUACCUCCUUUACGGAACUCUUAUCAAGUGAAACAGGAAAAUUCCUUGGAGUACCAGUUGCAGGCAGCUACUUCUACGUAAUAAAGUUUCGGGUAUUAUAA
This is a messenger RNA of Haemonchus placei, 1074 nucleotides long. NCBI's taxonomy places the organism in Eukaryota, Metazoa, Nematoda, Chromadorea, Rhabditida, Trichostrongylidae. The record is from the annotation of a GenBank genome assembly.